AUGCCGCGCGCAGCCUCUGCCACGCGGCUUGCCAUGGGGCCUUGCAGCGAAUCUCUCAAAACGGUCGAACCCAUUUUCCGCUCAGAGGUUCCACCUGUCACCGGUGUUAUUCGUCGCUAUGAGUUCACCAUCUCCCGAAAGACUAUCGCUCCGGAUGGAUAUCAAAAGAAAUCCAUCCUCAUCAAUGGCCAGUUUCCGGGUCCCCUGAUCGAGGCCAACUGGGGUGACAUCAUUGAGAUCAAAGUCAAGAACGACAUUCAAGGCCCUGUUGACGGAACAGCCAUCCACUGGCACGGCUUCUUGCAAAAGAACUCGCCGUGGAUGGACGGCGUGCCAGGCAUCACGCAGUGCCCCAUCGCUCCUGGAAAAACCUUCACCUACACCUUCGUUGCCGACUCGUAUGGCACUUCGUGGUAUCAUUCUCACUACUCGUCCCAAUAUGCAGACGGCGCCUUUGGCCCCAUCGUGAUCCACGGGCCGCAGCACCAGCCCUACGACGUCGACAUUGGCCCGAUUCUGCUCACGGAUUAUUACCACCGAAACCACUCGGAUAUCAACAGGGCCAUAUUCAACUCGGACUUCAACGUUGUGGCCGUUCCUGCUGUCAAUACGCUGAUCAAUGGCCGCAACAACUUCAACUGCUCUCUGAAGGCUCCUGGCGAUAACACUCCAUGCAGGAGUGAUGCAGGGCUUGCCAAGUUCAAGUUCCAGCGCGGCAAGAAGCAUCUUCUCAGGGUUGUCAAUGCCGGUGCCAGUGCCUUGCAGACGUUCUCGGUCGACGGACAUAACAUGACGGUGAUUGCGAACGACUUUGUUCCUGUCAAGCCGUAUCAAGCCCAGUAUCUCAAGCUCGGCGUCGGCCAACGGACGGAUGUCAUUGUCGAAACCGGCCCGAAUGAGCGCGCCCCGUUUUUCAUCCGCUCCCAGAGCCCAGACAGGCCCUGCGCCAACACGAUUCAGCCGAACGUCAGCGCCAUUGCCUACUUUAACAACAACAACCAGUCGCCGACGCCCAACCCUUGGCCGGCGUUCACGGCGUCAAUCCAGGACUGCGAGAAUGAGCCGCUGGAGAAGACGGAGCCCCUGCAGCCGUAUACGCUGCCCGGUCCCCCAGCGGCAACGCAUACCUACUACAUGACGCUGCGCCAGAACGAGACGGGCUCGUAUCUCUUCCGGUUCAAUGACUCGGCCUUCCGCGUCAACUUCAACCACCCGAUCCUGCUCCUCUCCAACCUGGGCAACAACUCGUACCCGUACGACCCGCAGUGGAACGUCGACGACAUCGGCAGGGCCACCUCGGUCCGCUUCGUCAUCUACAACCACAACGAGCGCUCGCACCCGAUGCAUCUGCACGGGCACAACUACUUUGUCGAGGCCAUCGGCUUCAACAACCAGACCUGGGACGGCCGGAUCGUGCGGCCGUCUAACCCGCAGCGGCGCGACACGCAGAUUGUUCCCGCCUGGGGGUACAUGGUCAUCUCGUUCGAGACGGACAACCCGGGCGCUUGGGUUUUCCACUGCCACGUCGCUUGGCACGUCGGCACGGGCUUGUCGGCGACGUUUCUGGAGCGCCCGGAUCUGAUUGCCCAGUACCGCAUUCCAAAUACCGUCGCGCAGACGUGCCGGGACUGGUGGGCGUACACCAACACGACGAUUGUGGAUCAGAUUGACUCGGGGUUGUAA
Parathielavia appendiculata is the source of this 1683-nucleotide messenger RNA. Its product is annotated as multicopper oxidase. The coding region runs from base 1 to 1683 and encodes 560 amino acids. The transcript is spliced from 7 exons. Gene Ontology annotation, molecular function: oxidoreductase activity; copper ion binding. Lineage: Eukaryota; Fungi; Ascomycota; Sordariomycetes; Sordariales; Chaetomiaceae. The record is from RefSeq and is a predicted model, not a curated record.